This is a messenger RNA of Budorcas taxicolor (takin), 2243 nucleotides long. It is a transcript of the gene DCLRE1C, whose product is annotated as DNA cross-link repair 1C. NCBI's taxonomy places the organism in Eukaryota, Metazoa, Chordata, Mammalia, Artiodactyla, Bovidae. Gene Ontology annotation, biological process: protection from non-homologous end joining at telomere; double-strand break repair via nonhomologous end joining; interstrand cross-link repair. The coding region runs from base 9 to 2243 and encodes 744 amino acids. The record is from RefSeq and is a predicted model, not a curated record. The transcript has 15 exons. Gene Ontology annotation, molecular function: damaged DNA binding; 5'-3' DNA exonuclease activity.
CCGACGCUAUGAGCUCCUUCGAGGGUCAGAUGGCAGAGUAUCCAACCAUCUCCAUAGACCGCUUCGACAGGGAGAACCUGAGGGCCCGUGCCUACUUCCUGUCCCACUGCCACAAAGAUCAUAUGAAAGGAUUAAGAGCCCCUAGCUUGAAAAGAAGGUUGGAAUGCAGCUUGAAGGUUUGCUUAUACUGUUCACCUGUUACUAAAGAGUUGUUGUUAACGAGCCCGAAGUACAGAUUUUGGGAGAAACGAAUUGUAUCAAUUGAAAUUGAAACUCCUACCCAGAUAUCUUUAGUCGAUGAAGCAUCAGGCGAGAAGGAAGAGAUUGUUGUGACUCUUUUACCUGCUGGUCAUUGCCCAGGAUCAGUUAUGUUUUUAUUUCAGGGCAACAAUGGAACUGUCUUGUACACAGGAGACUUCAGAUUGGCUAAAGGAGAAGCUGCCAGAAUGGAGCUUCUGCACUCUGGGGGCAGAGUGAAAGACAUCCAGAGUGUGUACUUAGACACAACUUUCUGCGACCCAAAAUACUAUCAAAUUCCUAGUCGGGAGGAGUGUCUGCGUGGAAUCAUGGAGCUGGUCCGAAACUGGAUCUCACGGAGCCCCUACCACGUGGUGUGGCUGAACUGCAAGGCUGCCUAUGGUUAUGAGUAUCUCUUCACCAACCUCAGCGAGGAGUUUGGACUCCAGGUGGAUUCUUCACCACUGAGCCACCAGGGAAGCCCUGAACACAGCCUUUGUCAUCUUUGUUUGCUUCCUCUUGGGAGAAUUGACAGUGGGAAGAGCCCUUUGGUUCACGUGAAUAAACUAGACAUGUUUCGAAACAUGCCUGACAUUCUCCACCAUCUGACAACAGACCGUCACACUCAGAUCCACGCGUGUCGACAUCCAAAGGCAGAGGAAUAUUUUCAGUGGAAUAAGUUACCAUGUGGCAUUACUUCCAAAAAUAAAAUUCCACUCCACACAAUCAGCAUUAAGCCAUCUACCAUGUGGUUUGGAGAAAGAACCAGAAAAACCAACAUCAUUGUGAGGACUGGAGAGAGUUCCUACAGAGCUUGCUUUUCUUUUCAUUCCUCCUACAGUGAGAUUAAAGAUUUCUUGAGCUACAUCUGUCCUGUGAAUGUCUAUCCAAAUGUCAUCCCGUUGGGCACAACUAUGGAUAAAGUUAAAGAAAUCUUAAAGCCUUUAUGCCGAUCUUCCCAAAGUACUGAGCCCAAGUACAAACCUCUUGGAAAACUGAAGAGAGCUAGAACAAUCCACCUAGACUCAGAGGAGGACGAUGACGAUGGUCUCUUUGAUGAUCUUCUGCCGGCACCUUUAAGGCACAAGGUUCCAAACCAGAAGACUCUUCACCCUGAGGCAUUUCCCACGCCUACUGUAUCACAAAACCAGCCUGAGAAAUGGAGAGAAAGCACAGGAUGCUUCAAAGCAGAGAGUAUGCCAACGGUCCUUUGGGCAAACUUUAUAGAUUGCGAGGAAUCCAACAGUGAAAGUGAAGAAUCAGAAAUCCUAGGAUCAGCUCAGGGAGACAUGGGUCCUGUCUUCCAGCCCCAGCAGAGGGCCGAUGGGGAAGUACCGCAGUGGGAGGUGUUCUUUAAAAGAGAUGCCGAAGGCACAGACGACUGUUUGGAAAACCUCCCGUCUUCCACAGAGGCGGGGGGCUCCCAGUCCCCUAAGCUUUUCAGCGAUUCUGAUGGGGAGUCAACGCACAUUUCUUCCCAGGCCUCCUCUCAGUCAACACACAUAUCAGAACAAGGAAGUCAAGGCUGGGACAGCCAAUCGGACACUGUUUUGUUAUCUUCCCAGGACAGAAACAGUGGGGAUGUUACCUCUUUGAACAAAGGGGUCUAUAGGCCAGGAAUCAAAGAGAAUAUUCCUGCCCCUCAGCCAGAACAAAAUGUACUUUGCCUAAAGGACACUUAUUUGGAUUUCAGAAGCAGAGAUCAGGAUGUAAAUAUACUUCCUAGUGCUGGAGAAACCACCACUCUAAGCAGUGGGAAACAGAUGCUUCAGGAGAAAAGGCCAUUGACUCUUAGCAGCAGUGCGGAUUCACAAAGCUCCUCUGAUUUUGAAAUUCCCUGCACUCCAGAAGCUGAGCUUCCUAAACAAGAACAUUUACAGUAUUUAUAUGAGAAGUUGGCAACAGGGGAGAGUAUAGUAGUUGAAAAAAGAAAAGGCUUACUUCAUUCUAGAGCAACCACUAAAAAAUCUAUACUAACAGAUACCAGUCAAAAUCAUAAUAGAUAA